Messenger RNA from Mya arenaria, 3358 nucleotides. Its product is annotated as fibrinogen-like protein 1. The record is from RefSeq and is a predicted model, not a curated record. The transcript is spliced from 4 exons. Lineage: Eukaryota; Metazoa; Mollusca; Bivalvia; Myida; Myidae. Bases 231 to 1436 code for a protein of 401 amino acids.
AUUAAAUUCUGAGAGCCAAGUAAGUUUUGUAAGUAUAACAACAUGCAUCUGUUAAACCUCCAACAUGUUGUAUGUGGCAUCUUGCUAAUAAUAGGAUGAUUUACAAGGAAUAACAACAAGUUUUUGUGGAUAUGCAUCAUUUCUCUGACAAUACUGUAUCUCCUUAAAAAAGAACUCCUUUUAGUCUCCCUUGAGGAGAUAUAACAAGGGAGACAAUUGAGGCAACAGCAAUGAAGAUGACAUUGAUUUUCGCCCUUGUAUUAACUCUCCUCACAUUGGAGGUGGGAAAGGUCUACAGUCAGCAGACUGGAAGCAUUUGCACCACUCUGCAGUACCGAUCCCUGCCCCCGGAACUACAAAAUGAGCACCAAUGUAUGAUUUUGGAGCGACUCCAAGAAGACUUUGCGGAUGAGUCAAAAAUACUUAAAACACAGUAUGAAAACCUCUACAACCUGGUGAACCAGUUUCAGACUGAGAUGUAUCGAAGCAUUGCCAACCUGCGUCCACUCAAUCGAGACAGUGUCAAUGCCAUACCAACUCUCAGAGAUGUGCCGCUUGUCAGAGACUGUGAUGAGCUGUAUAGAGAUGGUAUCACAAAAUCUGGUGUCUACCCUAUACGUCUUCCUGACAGACGUGUUGUCAACAUUUGGUGUGACAUGGAAACUGCUAACGGAGGAUGGACAAUUAUACAGCGCAGGAUUGAUGGCUCAAUCAACUUCACUAGGAAAUGGGAGGAUUAUGCUUUUGGCUUUGGAAAUGCCAAUACAGAAUUUUGGCUUGGAAACGAAAACUUAUAUAAGCUUUCUCAUUUCAAAAACUACACCCUACGAAUUGAUCUCUGGGACUGGGAUGGAAACCAAGCAUAUGCCGAAUAUGAUACCUUCCGAGUCGAAAGUGAAGAAAAGCAGUACGCUUUGAGAAUUGGAGAAUACCAAGGUACAGCUGGGGAUGCCUUGUUUCCUUACCACAACAACAUGAAGUUCAGCACCAUAGACGAGGACAACGAUGAAUGGACAAUGAAUUGUGCUCUGAAGGAUCAAGCAGGCUGGUGGUACAAGGCCUGUGGAUUCUCCACUUUAAAUGGUUUGUACAUUAAGAAACCCAACGAGAAAAUAAUGCCGGACGGAGUAAUAAGAGGAAUUAUAUGGUCCAAAUGGAAAAAUGACUUUUCAUAUUCGAUGAUGAGGGUAGAAAUGAAGAUAAAACCACUUAUGAUGGUCAAAGACGAUAGGACUAGAUCUAAAAUGCCCAACAGUGCAUUGGGUAAAGAAGCUACAACAGUUUCUACGGCAACUGAUACUACAUCAGCUAACACUCAACAACAAACAACUGAAACCACUACAACAGAUGAAGGUUUGAUUAUGGAAAUUCAGGACCAGACAACGACUGAUGAACCUUAUUACACGGGCGAAUAUGAUGAUUAUGACACAGUGUGAUGCAACAAUACAUAGGGUCAUAGCUUGAAUUCAGAUAAGUAAGAAGACCCAAAGAGGUGUAUGAGCAUGAAUUGUUUUAUAAAGGGUGAAGAUAUCUGAAUGUUGUGUUGUGUUUGCAAUUAACAUUUGUUUGGCCUAAUAAGGGUACCCAAAAUGUAUACUGACAGUUAUGACUGAGUUGAUACGCAUCUUAUCUUAGAAUGAGAGUGGUUAUAAUGGUGAAGUAAAAGAAAAAGUUUUACACGGAAGUACAGUUUAAUGCCAUUGGCUUGAACUAUCAGCUCAAUUUUCUUAUUAGCUUGAUGUACAAUGGUCUGAUUCUUGUCUUCUAUAUAUGUUUAUAUAAUGCACCAGUCAAUUGUAACCACGGCCCCCCAAGGUCCGAGGAAUAGCGGGGACUUUGACUUUCGGUCCAGCCAACCCUGGCUAGCGGGGUCGAACAGAUGGUAAAAUCCCCGCCAAAUACCCACGCACCCCAGGAACCUUAGUAAAGGCCCAUUCCCCGCUAUAUUUAAAGUGAAGACAAAACCACCGCAUUCACCUGGCACUGCGGGGCCACCUGAAAGGUUAAAACACGGCCCAUUGCCCCAGCUAUCCCCGGUAUACCCCCAGACCUGGGGGGGUCGUGGUUACAAUUGACUGGUGCAUAAGAUAAGGUUUUUAUGGCUUGAUUUUGUUUGCUUCUAUUUUUCCAAUGUUCACUCCUUGUUUUGUUUGCUUUGCUCGAUCCCACUCCAGACAUAUGAAAUGAAAGGUUAUUCUGCUGAACAGUUUGUGCUGUCGUUAGUUGAAACAUGAACAAAAUGUCAAACUUAUGUCAUUAUAAAUCUUGAUGAACUUAGGUUUUAUCAAUAAGUUAACACUGUUGGAACCAAAGUCUUGUUGUUCUUGUUUUUUUAUCAUUGAAAUGUGCUUCACUUUAUGUGAUAUGUUUCCCCAUUGUUGUAUUAAACAUGACUGUUGUGUAUCAUUUCAUACUAUUAAUAUUAAAGUGUUUAUAAUGUGUUCAAAAGUACAGAAUUUGUACGUAAUUGAUUUUUGUGACGUUUAUCGAUUGUAAAAAGGUAUAACAUGGAAAUAUGAGAUUCUGUCUGGCUCGCCCUUUUCAUGAAAUUUUCUGGUCAUUUUCCCAGUGAUUUUGAGCCAAGGGGGUUGGACUGUAAGAGUGUACAUAUGAAAAAAAAGGAAUUAUUUUGCUGUAGCAUUCUGUGAAGGGGACCUUUGUCAGCUGUGUUGUAUUUUAAUUUUAUUUGUACAGAUAUCAUGCAACAAAUAAUUCAUCUAAAAUGUGCUGUUCUAUCAUGUUUGCAAAUUUAUCCAGUAUUCAUUAUCCAUUUAUAAUCUGAUAAUUGAAUUAAUAUAUGGUCUAUAUUUUAAAUGGUUUUGUCAAGAUUAUAAAGUUUGUCUUUAUUGCUGCUUAAAUAUGUAAUUAAUAAUAAUGUCAAAUACAUAUGUCAUGUGAUUUUGUAUAUUGCUGUCAAUAUAAGUGAUAAUAAUAAACAUUUUACUUAUAAAUAUAUUCUAGCUUUCCUUCUCAUAUACGAUUCUUUUUUCAUUACAUAAUUUCAAAUAUUUUUCUCAUGGAACAGUUCGGCAAAUUCUCCAUACAUGUAAUUUUUACAAGCAUCUCCAGAAUGAUUACAAGAUACAUUAAAUUUUGGAAAGUGAAGAAAAGUCUUUACAUAUUUAUGGUUAAUCUAGUAAUAGCAAUCCUAGUAGAUUAACCAUAAAUAUAUAUAAAGUUUUAAAUAUUUUGAGUUGAAAAAAUGUGGGCCAUUACUCAACAAUAUUCUCACCAUCUAGAAAUGAUCCAUGUCUCAGCCAUGACAAAGGCCCAUAAAUGGAUUUAAUGUCUUUUCUUGUACUAUCUAACAAUUAAAGCUGUGUUAUCGCUAAAUGGUUCCAAGUAUUGUCAUUUUGGC